AGCGUGAAAGCCAGCAGAGCACACAACUGCACUGGACAUCCAGAGAGAAACUAAGGGCACAGAUCAGACUUCAUUCUUACUGGGGCACAAUGGAAACCGAGAAGAAGACGCAUACAGCAGCAGAGCAGAUGACCGACAGGGACUUGUCUGAACAAAUAAAAAAAGUGACUAAGGAGAGUCACGUUAGAGCAGAAAACACAGAACUGAUGCUGAGCUUCCAGAGGGGAAAGGUCACGCUUCCGCAAUAUAAGCUCCUCCUGUGUUCGCUGUAUGAGAUCUACCAGGCUUUGGAGGAAGAGCUGGACAGGAACUCGGACCACCCGAGCGUCGCACCUAUUUACUUUCCUGCUGAACUGGCCAGGCUGAAGUCCAUUGAAAAAGAUCUGGAAUACUUCUAUGGUCAGGACUGGAGAGAGAAGAUUGUCAUUCCUGCAGCCACUAAAAGAUACAGCCACAGGCUCAGACAGAUUGGCAAAGAAAACCCUGAAUUCCUGCUUGCCCAUGCUUACACCCGGUAUCUGGGUGACCUGUCUGGGGGACAGGUUCUUGGUCGGAUCGCUCAGAAGUCCAUGGAUCUGAAAAAUGGUGAUGGUCUGUCCUUCUUUGCCUUCCCUGGGGUGUCCAGCCCCAACCUGUUCAAACAGCUCUAUCGCAGCCGAAUGAACAGUGUGGAGCUGACAGAGGAGGAGAGGAACGGUGUGCUGGAGGAGGCUGUCAGGGCCUUUGAGUUCAACAUUCAGGUCUUUGAAGAUUUACAGAAGAUGCUGACUGUCUCUGACAACAACCUGCAGAGCUCCAUGACACAGUCCAAGCCAGUAAAGGCGAGCACACUCCACAUGUCAGAAAACAUUUACACUUCCUCGCUGCUCAGGAUGGUCCUGGGACUGUUUGUGGCUCUGGCUACUGUCAGUGUGGGAAUGUACGCUUUAUGAAAAGAAACUCAAGAAAUACUGUGAAAUGAAGUGUUGCUGUUGAGGUUUGAAAUCUUUGCUUUGGUACUGUAAACCUAAAAGCAGAAAAAUCCCCACCUGAUUAUAACUGUAAGAUUUUAAAAACAUGUACAGAUCACAAAAUACUGUGUAACAUUUAUGUAAUUUAUCCAUAAGAACCAUUCACACUCACACAUACGUACAAUAAGUGUAAUAGUUUCUGAAUCUGUUGCACUGAUAUCCCUUGUGGUUGAAAAUGUGCAAUGUGUGUGCUUUAAAUACUGUAAAUAUAUAUGAACCUUUUAAUAAAAUAUUCUGCUGAA
Molecule: messenger RNA, 1252 nt
Organism: Pundamilia nyererei
Lineage: Eukaryota; Metazoa; Chordata; Actinopteri; Cichliformes; Cichlidae
Gene: hmox1b
Product: heme oxygenase 1b
Exons: 6
Coding region: 90-932 (280 amino acids)
Biological process (GO): heme oxidation; heme catabolic process; response to oxidative stress
Molecular function (GO): heme binding; heme oxygenase (decyclizing) activity
Source: RefSeq, a predicted model, not a curated record